UUCUACAGUCACUGGCACCAGCUGAAAUGGCGCAGCAAGAAAAUCAACGGGACAGAGAAAGAUUCUGCUGUUCGAUCUGUCUGGAUCCACUGAAGGAUCCGGUGACUACUGGCUGUGGACACAGCUACUGUCUGAGCUGUAUUAACACCCACUGGGACAAAAAGGAGGAGAGAGGAAGCUACAGCUGUCCUCAGUGUAGACAGACCUUCACACAGAGGCCUGUCCUAGUGAAAAACACCAUGUUAGCUGAUUCACUGGAGGAGCUGAAGAAGACUGGACUCCAAGCUGCUCCUGCUGAUCACUGCUAUGCUGGACCUGAAGAUGUGGCCUGUGAUUUCUGCACUGGGAGAAAACUGAAAGCUCUCAAGUCCUGUUUGGUUUGUUUGGCCUCUUAUUGUGAAAAACACCUCCAGAGUCAUCUUCAGUCCCCUCCAUGGAAGAAGCACAAGCUGGUGGAGCCCUCGGAGAAGCUACAGGAGAAUAUCUGCUCUCGUCACAAUGAGGUGAUGAAGAUGUUCUGCCGCACUGAUCAGCAGUGUAUCUGUUAUCUCUGCUCUAUGGUUGAACAUAAAGACCACGACACAGUCCCAGCUGUAGCAGAAAGGAUUUUGAGGCAGAGAGAGCUCGGACUGAGGAGACAAACAAUCCAGCAGAGAGUCCAGGACACAGAGAAAGAUGUGAAGCUGCUUCAACAGGAGGAGAAGGCCGUCAAUGGCUCUGCUGAUAAAGCAGUGGAGGACAGUGAGAAGAUCUUCACUGAGCUGAUCCGUCUGCUGGAGAAAAGAAGCUCUGAUGUGAAGCAGCAGAUCAGAUUCCAGCAGGAAACUGAAGUGAGUCAAGUCAGAGAGCUUCAGGAGAGACUGGAGCAGGAGAUCACUGAGCUGAAGAAGCAAGACCGUGAACUGAAGCAGCUCUUAGACACAGAGGAUCACAACCAGUUUCUACACAACUACCCCUCACUGUCACCACUCAGUGAAUCUACACACUCAUCCAGCAUCAGGAUCCCUCCUCUGAGGAACUUUGAGGACGUGACAGCAGCUGUGUCCCAGGUCAGAGGUCGACUACAGGACAUUCUGAGUGAGACAGAAACAGAGACUUUACAGAUUGUGUCUCCAGUGGAAGUUUUACUGCCACAACCAGAGCCAGAGACCAGAACUGACUUCUUAAAAUAUUCACAGGAAAUCACACUGGAUCCAAACACAGCACACAGAGGUAUGUUAUUAUCUAAGGGAAGAAGAAAAGUAAAGUAUAUGAGAAAAAAACAGACUUAUUCUAAUCACCCAGACAGAUUCACUGAUCUGCCUCAGGUCCUGAGUAGAGAGAGUCUGACUGGACGUUGUUACUGGGAGGUGGAGAUGGUAGGACAUGGAGCUGGUGUAGCAGUCACAUACAAGAAUAUCAGCAGAGCAGGAGACUCACUUGAAUGUGGAUUUGGAAAAAAUGAUAAAUCUUGGAUGUUAUUUUGUCAUGUUAACCGUUAUCACUUUGAUUACAACAGCAUCAGGACCCCAGUGUCAGGUCCUGUGUCCUCCAGAGUAGGAGUGUACCUGGAUCACAGUGCAGGUGUUUUGUCCUUCUACAGCGUCUCUGACACCAUGACUCUCCUCCACAGAGUCCAGACCACAUUCACUCAGCCUCUCUAUGCUGGAGUUUGGGUUUGUUAUUCUCCUGGAGACACAGCUGAGUUCUGUAAACUCAAAUAGACUCUAGUCAUAAAAAGCAGUGAUUUAGAUUAUGCGUGUAAAUCUUUAACUUCUUUUGUCUCCAUGUUUGUUGAUCAAAGUUCGUCGUGGUGACGUUUCUGCUCCAUACAGAGAUCAGCUGUUAAUCAAACACUGACCUUCUUUUAUCACACAUAUUUAGUUCUCACUUUGUAAAGACAGAAAUCUAUAAUUACACUGACAUGAAUGUGUUUGAAAGAACAGGCCCAUGAAACAAAAUAAUUAACUAGAGAGGCCAGCCAACGUCACCAUGCCCGACCAAAACCCAAAUACUGUAUCAAAAGUUUUGUCCGAACUCCGGUAACCACAAGACUCACCUCUUCUCCACAGCUAGACUCAUAACCAACAGCCCGAGUCUCUUGUGCUAUGUAAGGUUUGUUUAUGGGAAUUCUGUUGUCCAGGUGUAAAAAGUUUAAUAAAUAAAUACAUGACGAUAAAUUACAAAUGUGAGUGUAGGUGCACUUUCAUUGGAAUCAGUCUCAUCCACUAUCUGUUUGACGUGACUUCUCCUCACCUUUGAUACUUUCUCAUCUUAUGUGUCAUCAAGAAAUGACACGAAUCAAUAUUUUUCAAAUUGCUUCACCCUCGUCCAUCUGGAAAAUAAUUUUUUCUGAUACGAUAUUGUAUUCUAGGAGCGCCGCGGGCAACGUUAACAUCACCGCACCUAUUUCUCCUUGACAUAAAAAAUACUCUCAUACCUCCAGGGCGCACAGACACGGGCCAGGUUAGUAAAUCUCUCCAAGCUGCCAGUUUGAACUGUCACUUUGUUUAUUCUUGGACGAUGCAAACAUCUGGUUACAAAUAUCUGGAUGAUCGAUGGGAUUCUAAAGCAAUGUGAUACGAAUUUGAAUCUCUAAAUGGCAGUUUCAAAUGGAAUUUGAUGUUACAUAGGGAGAAUCGAACUCUUUUCAUUGCUUCUUGCUCUAUGUAUCUUUAGUUGUCAGAGUUUGGCCUAUCAGUUAAAGAGUCUUAGAAGUCAUUAGAGACCUGUGUUUAUCUCCAGCAAUCAGCAGGAAACCAUUAAAGCAUGAAUGAUUGUUUGAAGUCUUUAAUGCUGUAAAGAAGUAAAUCGCACUUACUUAUAGCACUUUGUAUUUUUGUUUUAUUUUUGAAGAAAUUGUACUUUCUUGAUUCUUGUGGUUCUGGGUUUGUACCCUCGGGGUUGAAUGGACUUAUUGUAAGUAGCUAUGGGUAAAAGCGUCAGCUAAAUGAAAUAUAAUGUAAUGUCAUGUAAUGUAAUGAAGGGGCAGCUCCUCUGGUUCAGGAAGCCCGGGAUCGUUCAGUUGUGUUCAGAAUGUUGACGAUUUUUGUUUUUUCUCUCCAUGAAAAUUACUUAAUUGGUCGGACACAGAUCCCAACAGAAUUAAUCACAGCAUGUAAAUGUAGAGGGCGCUGUUGCUCAAUAAAUGUUGCAUUGUGUUGCUUUAACCUGGGAAUAAUAAAUCAGUAAAAACUCACCAAA
Messenger RNA from Limanda limanda (common dab), 3183 nucleotides. RefSeq names its product tripartite motif-containing protein 16-like. Bases 27 to 1703 code for a protein of 558 amino acids. Lineage: Eukaryota; Metazoa; Chordata; Actinopteri; Pleuronectiformes; Pleuronectidae. Gene Ontology annotation, molecular function: protein binding; zinc ion binding. The record is from RefSeq and is a predicted model, not a curated record. The transcript has a single exon.